Messenger RNA from Blumeria graminis f. sp. triticale, 162 nucleotides. Lineage: Eukaryota; Fungi; Ascomycota; Leotiomycetes; Helotiales; Erysiphaceae. The record is from the annotation of a GenBank genome assembly.
AUGUCUUUUACUAGGCGCAUAGUGCGGUGCGUCUCUUUGUUCCUGAAUCAUUGGCUUGACGACUCAGCCAAGACUGCGAACGUCCAGUUCGCAUUGUUCAUAGAUAGAAAGAAUAACAACAAGAAUCCAUACCUCAUAUUCGUACCUUUCGUUGUGCAUUGA